This is a messenger RNA of Micropterus salmoides (largemouth bass), 5621 nucleotides long. Its product is annotated as tetratricopeptide repeat protein 39C. The record is from RefSeq and is a predicted model, not a curated record. NCBI's taxonomy places the organism in Eukaryota, Metazoa, Chordata, Actinopteri, Centrarchiformes, Centrarchidae. Gene Ontology annotation, molecular function: protein binding. The coding region runs from base 1684 to 3420 and encodes 578 amino acids. Gene Ontology annotation, biological process: otolith morphogenesis; cilium assembly. The transcript is spliced from 15 exons.
ACCUGUAUAUAAUUAAAUAUAGAGAACUUAGUUAACACCAUCAAAUAUUUAGGUUUUUCAGAGUUUGUCUCUUUUGUAAAAGUGCAGUCAUGGCAGAAAGUGUCACAAUCUCAUUGAGGUUAAGUAUUAAACUUUGUGGAUUAGUGUCAGAGUCUUCCUGGUGUCAGACUUUGACCACUCUCUCACUGUGUCUGAACAGUAAAUGAUUGUUCUGUCUGGCACCCCGCUCUUGUUUACCUCCCUGUGAACUUUGCCCAGUGUGGGUGACUGUCAGAAGGAUUACGGGUAGAAAGAGGGAACAGCCAGUCCAAUGUAAGGGAAAAUGUGCAUAUACAAUCCCUGUGAUAUUGCACAGGCCAGGUUUAAGUUGAGUGUGUUAGCCAGGGGAUCUUUUAUAUAAAGACAAAUCCCAGAGCUGCUCUACACAGUGAAUAAUAUGAAAACCACUGUGACUCUGCAGCACCCAUGUAAACUUUACAGUGAUGCUGGUGCAUUUUCCGAUUCAUAGCAAAAAGUUUUAUAUUUAGAAAUUAAAACACUCAUUAGGAAAAGUAUCUAUGAUAAGUGGUAUAGUAUGUGUCACCUGACAUGUUCAAUUUAGUGAACUGUCUCAAAUCCCUCCCCAGUAAAAUUAAUCAUUGAGUGAAUUAAAUCAGGGCACCAAUUACAGAUUCAAUGAAUAUGGGGACACAUCACCUGUGACACAAUUUUGGGACAGAGAAAGAUAACAUCACAUCAAACAACUCCUGAUGGUGGGCUACAAUGUCAUGAAAAAUGAAGUUAUAAAAGUUAUAAAAAUAAAUGUUUAUACACUGCUUAGCAUUUGCAGGAAUAACAAUGGCUGUUAUAAGCCAUUGUCAUAAGCAAACUCUGAGUGGCAGCACAACUAGGUGUAAACACAACAUUAUUGCCUUAUAACACUGAUAUGGCGAACAUGUUUGCAAACAUUUGUCUAUUUACGCCCCCCAAUCCAGCGGACAAAAACUUCAGCAUUCAUUUGAAUUCUGUGGAGGAGUCUGGCCACCUGGUGAAUGCGACUCACUCUGUGCGUCUAUUGGCUGACGUUUGGAGGAGAGGGCUGGGCUUGGACCCUUUGGGUGCGGAGGGAGUCUGAGGGAUGAAGGCGGACAGGAUGCAACUUCGCCUCAGCAGCGGGCCUCAUCCCUCCGUCCUCCCGGCGAUGCGCUGUGGGGUAUGACGCCAGGCCGUUUGACGAGCGCAUUACGUGGGACUGGCAGAGCAGCACAGCACCCUGGAUCCUAGUUAUGUAAUGCAUCGGAUGCUGCUGCACGUGAAUUGCAGGGUGAAAAACUGGCGGAUGGCAGAUUCAGUGACAAAUAACGGCGUGUUGGCGUUUGACUGAGCGUACAGGCGUCUGCUGUCUGCAAGUAGGCCUACAAUGAUAGAAGUACUUGUAAAUCGCUGGAGUGCAGUGUGAAUGAGCCAGUCUGGGCAUCAGUGGCCUAUCCGUGAGGUGCACAGACGUCUGGAGCCUGCGGAAGCUGCACAGCUUUUUUUUUUUUUUUUUUUAAUUUAGCCGACCAGAGGCGACUCAGUUUAAAUUCGUCUCCCAUAUCAGUGGAAAUAAACCAAUGCGGGUUUGUUUCAGAGAAGAAACAGGUUCACAUUUUGUUCUCCAUCGCACUGGUUUAAUCCAGCAGCCACUGAGCCGUGGUAUAAACAAUGGCGGGUCCCGAGCAGUCCCAGCAGCAGCAGCAGGUAGAGGAGAAGGCAGAGCACAUAGAUGAUGCUGAGAUGGCCCUGCAAGGUAUUAACAUGCUGCUCAACAACGGAUUCAAAGAAAGCGACGAGCUUUUCAGGAGAUACAGGACCCAGAGUCCACUGAUGAGCUUUGGGGCCAGUUUCGUCAGUUUCCUGAAUGCCAUGAUGACAUUUGAGGAGGAGAAGAUGCAGACGGCCUGUGACGACUUGAGGACCACUGAGAAACUGUGUGAGAGUGACAGCGCUGGAGUCAUAGAGACAAUCAGAAACAAGAUUAAAAAAAGUAUGGACUCCCAGAGGUCAGGCGUUGUGGUCGUGGACCGCCUACAGAGACAGAUUAUUGUCGCUGACUGUCAGGUGUACCUCGCCGUGCUCUCCUUCGUCAAGCAAGAACUUUCAGCUUAUAUCAAAGGAGGCUGGAUUCUUCGUAAGGCGUGGAAAAUGUACAAUAAGUGCCACAGUGACAUCAGCCAGCUGCAGGAGACCUGUCAGCGGAGGUCCUCUGUCCACCAGGAGUCCCUCACGACAGACAACGCCAACCACAAUGUGCCAGUGGAGAACGCAGUGACGCCCGAGGCCCUGGACCGGCUCAAGGGCUCCGUCAGCUUCGGCUACGGCCUCUUCCACUUGUGCAUCUCCAUGGUACCACCACACCUGCUCAAGAUUAUCAAUCUACUGGGUUUCCCUGGUGACCGUCUUCAGGGCCUGUCCUCCCUUAUGUAUGCGAGUGAGAGCAAAGACAUGAAGGCGCCACUAGCUACGUUGGCCCUCUUGUGGUACCACACAGUAGUGCUGCCUUUCUUUGCUCUGGAUGGCUCUGAUACACAUGAGGGGCUGCUGGAGGCCAAAGCUAUUCUGCAGAGAAAGUCGGUGGUUUACCCCAACUCAUCCCUCUUCAUGUUCUUUAAAGGACGGGUUCAGAGGCUAGAGUGCCAUAUCAACAGUGCUUUGGCCUGUUUCCAUGAUGCAUUAGAGCUUGCAUCAGACCAAAGAGAGAUUCAGCAUGUGUGUCUCUAUGAGAUUGGUUGGUGCAGCAUGAUAGAGAUGAAUUUUGAAGAUGCAUUCAGGUCGUUUGAAAGGCUGAAGAAUGAGUCGCGUUGGUCGCAGUGUUACUAUGCCUACUUGACCGGAGUGUGUCAGGGUGCUUCUGGUGACCUGGAUGGAGCAAGUGGCGUUUUCAAAGACGUGCAGAAGCUGUUCAAGAGAAAAAACAACCAGAUAGAGCAGUUUGCUGUCAAAAGGGCUGAGAGAUUGAGAAAGACUUCCCCGACCAGAGAGCUGUGCAUCCUCGGUGUAAUUGAAGUGCUCUAUCUGUGGAAAGCGCUUCAAAACUGUUCCUCUUCUAAACUGCAGAUAAUGAAUCAGGUGUUACAGAGUUUAGAUGAAGCUUCGUGCAGAGGCCUGAAACACCUCCUUCUUGGUGCCAUUCACAAAUGUCAUGGAAAUAUGAGAGAUGCUGUGCAGGCAUUCCAGCUGGCUGCUAGAGAUGAGUACGGACGACAGAUCAACUCAUAUGUACAGCCAUAUGCUGUCUAUGAGCUUGGAUGUAUACUCCUUGCAAAACCGGAGACAGUGGGAAAGGGGAGGUCAUUGCUACUUCAAGCUAAGGAGGAUUUUACAGGCUACGACUUUGAGAACAGACUUCAUGUCCGCAUCCAUUCAGCCCUUGCUUCUUUGAAGGAAGUAGUGCCUCAGUGACUCCAGGAAAGGAACCUACAAUACGCCAAGCCUUUCAAAAUAACUGUAUGACAUCCCAGUGAACAGAGUCCUGUGUUUUUCAUUCUUAAAGGAGAUACACUUGUUUGUGCUCUUACCCAGUCAUUGACAUGAAUUGUCAUUUCUGUGCAUUUUGUACAGAGAUACUGUAUAUAUGGGUAUGUUUUAAUACUUUCAUAGCACAAAGUAUAUGGGAAUGGCUACCAAGUUGCUAUGGCUAGCAAGUUAAAAAAAAAUAUGCCUAAAAACUACAAAGCUAUGAUAAUUUUGUUAGCCAGCAAGGUAGUGAAUACAUACACCAGGCAAGCCGCCUGUGGGACAGGAAUGUUGAGGGGCAGAGCAGUUUUUGGUGAAAGAAAAAGCUUCUUGUAAAACCACAUUUCUGUUUGAUGACAUGUUCAUAAACAGUAUGCCCUGUAUAAAUAAGAUAUAUUUGGACUUGUUGGAAGGUAGCCUACAUUUUUCCAAUUUGACAGACCUAAGCUAACUUGUUUCUAAGCUGUUUCCCCUCGCAUCCUGUCCUAGCGCUAAGCUGCGCUAAACAUUCUCCUGGUCUAUUUCUGAACAAGAUUCACAGAGAUGAAAUUGAUAUCAAUCCUUGACUCUGGGCAAAACAACAAGCAAGCUUAUUUCCCCAAAUAUGUAACUGUUCCUUUAAGUGGUUUUUCACACCAAAAUGUAUUAGCUAACUAGUAACAUUUUCCCCAUUAACUUGUAACUUGUGUAUCUGGAGGAUUUCAAUCAUGCCAAUCAUGAAAUUCAGCACAUAAAAGUAACUUCAUAGAGAUCAUUUUUCCCUUAAUAGAAACUUUACAAUGAGUAAUAUAAAACACAGGUAAUAGUAUGUUUUUUUAAAACUUCAUUUAAAAAUAUGCUCGGCAUUUCAGCAUCUUACCUACCUUCAAUAAUAAAAUAGAAUUAAUAAUUCUUUGCCAUGUCAUAUAUCAUGAAAAGGAUAAGGGAAAGAUUAGUAAAAUCUAAUAUUUGAUUCUCUAUAUUCUGAGAAAGGACUCCAUGGGUUGUUAAUUUUCCCGCAGUUAUUUCAAAAGUAGUGCUUUUCCUAAUUAAAAUUUCAAUAUCUGCUUGUCAAGUUGCAAAUGAACAUUGAGUCAUAUCACAAAGGGAAAUAAAUAAAAUGACAAACUUGUAGUCUAAUUAGUUACCAUGGGAAUAGUUAAAUAGCGCCAAAAUUUUCACUGAUCAUCUAAAAUCACACAUAAUAACAACUCAGUUGCUGUGAAUUAGUUAUUCACAUUCAAGUAGUAGUAGUUAAACAUUUAUACGAACUGAGAAAUCACCACACUUAACAAUGCCCUAACGACGUUUUUAUGUGGAAACACUGGGCAUUGAUCCUGUGCACUAUGCAUGGUAUGGCAGGGUAACAGUGGCUCUAAGACUGUAUUGAAGUCAGAUGUACAGUACCUGUGUGUCCAUCCCUGCAGAUACAUUAAGGUAAUAAAAUACAGUACACUUGGUACUGUAAUGUUACCAUUGAAAGGUGCUGCUAAAUGUCAGCCUAAUAAACAUAUAUUUCUAGUGACUUAUUUUAAUAGUGUAUUAGUGAUAAAUGCUUUUGAAUUAGUCCAUAAUAGUGACAAGUUUCUUCAUUACAUAGCAAAAGUGUCAUUUACAGAAUGCUAUUUGAGUCUUGAACCUACAAAUCCAGGCUGAUGCAAAGGUGUGAUCUUGAAUUGGACAAAGAAUAUUAUUUCUGUGAUAAGAGUGAUUUUAACAAACUUUCUCAACACAGUUUCACACUGUACAUAUUAAUUAUUCUGUGAAGGUUAUUGUGUUUUAUUAACUAAGUUCUUGUCAUGCGAGCAAUAUAAGUAAAAGGAGGGCAUCUUACAGUAAUUUACAAAUAACUGUGUUUUCAUCCCAUGUUCAAGGUUGUGGGCAUACAGAUGUUUUGCGCUCAUUAAGCUGGUCAGACAAAGUCAGUCAUCCCCUGUGGCUGUGAUGGAUGUAAACUGUGGUAGAUGUUGAGGUGACCACUGUGCAAGUGGUCUGUGCGGUGCAAGUAAUGUAAUGGUGAAAUGUCAGUAACCUACGUGCUGUACCGAAUACUUCUGUCACUGAAUGAAUUUUUCCUUUUGUCAUGAAAUUUUGGUGAAAUUGAGAUCAGGAUGAUGGUGUUCCAAUCUGUCACUGAACUCUACAAUAAACUGUUCUCUAAUAAUCUA